AUGCUGAGGGUGGUGUUGCCGCCGCCGCCGCCGAGGCCCGACAUAACAACGGAGGAGGAGGAGGAGGAGGGGGCUGGGGGUCAAAGGUCUUCGAAAGGGUGGGCGGGAAAAGGGAGGGGGGAAACGAGGAGGAGGAGGAGGGAGUGGACGGCGCGAGAGGCGAGGCGGUGACGGAGGCCCGAACAGUGGCCGGCGAGGGACAAUCCUGUCAGGAGCCCUGUCAGGAGGCGAGGGAGGGAGAGGGCUCGCUCGCGGGGUUUGAAGGAAAACAAGCCGCGCGGGCCGACGGGAGAUGUAGUCUUGGCGAGAGGACCGGGGCGGAGGCGGGCACGCGCGGCAAGGGCGUCGGGGCUACAAAUCCCAGAAGGCGCAGCGGCGGGGAGAAGGCGCCCUCUCCCGCCCAGAAGAGGAGGGGGCUUCCGCUCCGGGGCUGGCGACGCUGCGGGGAGGCUGCCGCGGUGCAUGAUGGGCGGCGGCGCCAAGCGGGGAGGGGGAGGCCGGGAAGAGGCCGAGACAUCCGGGUCCUCGCGCGUUCAGCCCUCGUGUGAAUGCGCCAACCCGUUAACGCGCCCAGCUCCCGCGUUGGCCCAUUGAGAGGCGGCCAGGGAGAGCCCUAACCCCGACCCCGUUCUGAGGCCCGGCCCACAUGUCACGGAAGGGCGGCAGUGUGGUAUAACGGUUAGAGUGUCGGGCUAAGGACCUGGGUUCGAAUCCCCACUCGGCCGUGGGAGUCACUGGGUGGCCGUGGGCCCUUCACUGCCUCUCGACCUAACCUACCUCGCAGGGUGGUUGUUAGGAUGACACGUGGAGGAGGGGGAGAACCAGGGGCGCCACCUGGAGAUCAUUGGGGGGGGGAAGGUGGGAUAUAAAUGCAAUAAACAAAGGAAUUAGGGAGGAAGAGAGAGAUAAGCAGCACCGCAGCAGCAAACGCGUCGGACUCCCCCUUGCUGCGAACCACGGCUGGUCCUGCGUUCGAAUCCUGCUUGCGGGUAAGGGCAUCUCUGGGGGGCUGCUUGCUGCAAGGAUAGGAGGACGGGGCCUCGCUUGGCCUCAUCCAGCUGCCGAGCUCUUCCUAAGGCCUUAUGGAGCCUCCCAGUCCAGGGGCAGCCUUUCUGCACCCCCAGGUUCUUAGAAUCAUUGUACAGUUUAUUAUAUGAAGUCCGUGAAGCCUACAAAGCUUAUCACUUGGAAGCGUGCAUGCGUGUAUGUUGGGCACGGGUGUGGUUGGGGGUGUACCGAGAAAUCGUUUGCAACGUUUGCAGGGAUAUUGGAAAACUGCUGCAAUGAGUUAUAUGGAAACUCAGCUAGGGGGACUAACGAUAAUUAAAUUGGAAUUUUAACAGUUAGGAUAUAUGUUUGUUCGCUUGUCUUUUUUAUAUUGUAAUGUUUUUUAUGUUUGUUAUAAAUUCGGAAAAUUAACUAAAAUUAACUAUUGGGGGGGGAUGAAAUGUUUGCAGGGAUUGUAACGGUUUUCCACGGGAGAGCCGAGGCAAAGAUCGGUUUUGCAGGGUUUUGCAGAGAUGUCACCAUGCAAAACAGUUACAAUCACUGCAAAACCGUCUCUGCCUCAGCUCUCCCCCCACCCCCCUCGCAGCCACAGCUCAACAGCCUGCAAAGUAGCAAGCUCCUCAGACGCUGCAAAAAACAUCGAGGGGGUUAUUUAUUUCAGAGUAGUGGGGUGGGGGGAAAUCUUGCCCUGCCCCACCUCUGUGCAUGUGUUGCGCAUGUUAAGGUGGGUAAGAUGCUGCCUAGCUGCCUCUCGAGACAUGAAGUUCUUGCUCAAGAGUAAAAGAGCAGAUCGCUAUGCCCUUAAAGCCAAACCCUACCUUUCUCUUCUGCCUUGCCUUCCCUUUCCCAGACAUGAGGUUAUUGCUUUUGUGUCCUAAUGGGGUAAAUGGAAGGAAGAAGAUUUAACUGGCUGCUUUAUGCUCUCCUAUGGGAGAGGGCUGCAUGGCCAUCUAUCACGGCUGCUUGAGUUGAGGUUCCUUCAUUGCAGGGGGUUGGACUAGAUGACCCUCAGAGGUCCCUUCCAACUCUGAUUCUGUGAUCAUCCCAAAGGUGAUGCAAGUAUUCCCUGUGCUGUGUACUGCCUGGAAAGCUUCAGUUUCCCGUGUGCUCUGAAAUGGCUCAGUCCUUGCUUUUAUGUGCUGUAUUGCUCUUUUAAAAAAAUAGAAAGAAUUAUGGGUUCUUUGACUAUGAAAAAAUAUAUACGGAUAAUAGAUUUUCUUUUAGUUUGUCCUAGAUUUCCAAAGUCCUAUAAGUUGCUCAAAUUGUUAGGCAAUUGGGCAUCUUUUAUUUUUAGACCCCUUAUCGAUCAACUAAAUUACAUGGUUUCUUUUCAUCUUUUAAAUAUAUGGGACACGCCUAACAGUUUUAAAGAUGAAAAGGAUUCAAAUAAAACUUCCCCCCAAAUGCAAGUGGGAGCAAUUGGUAAACAAAACAAAUACACCCCAAGGCUGCAAUCCUAAAUAGUUAUUAAGGAAUUGGCCCCAUUUGAACACAGUGGUACUUAAGAAUGAAAAACUUUAAAAGCCUUAAACCCAGUGAGGAACCUAGGAUUAAGUUUCAUGUAGCUGUAGAAUGAUCUGCUUCACUCAAAUUUUUCAGUGCAACUAAUGGGAAUAUUUGUUUAGCUAUUUUUAAAAGUGCUGACUAUGUUUGAUGGACACAUCUAUCUUUAGGCAAGAAGAGGAAAAUAGAGGAAAUGGAUGUGAAACAAGAAUGUCUUGGUACCGCUGACCUGGUGGUUUAUGGGCUCGCAUAGGAAACGUCCGAGCGCGAACUGGAGGAGUUCUUCAGCAGAUUUGGAGCAGUUCUCAAGAGUCCAGGUAUCUGGCGUAACUACCCUUCCAUGAGCCAUGACUAGCCAAAGCAUCAAAAUGUAACUGCUGUUUGUUGUGGUUUCUUAAGAGAUAUUGCUUCACCCACUGCAAGAACUGUUGAAGUUACCCAAAAAUAAAUAAAUAAAUAACCAUAAAAAGUGGUAUCCGAGCCUGGUAUAGGGAACAGAAAUUUCUUUUUGGGAACAGGAUUGUUGAGAUACCAUUUGCUGCCCUCGGACUUUUGUCUUUCUUGGCGCUGGGACUAAGUGGCUGUGGUUCACUUAACUCAUAAUGGAAACAAGCCUUCGCUUGAGGGCCACUGAAGCAAGGGACUGGGACUGAGCAACCGCAUCUGUGUCAGAAUUCAGCUCAAUUUGUGGUCUUAGUCCAUUUCAGUAUUGACUUUGGUCAGUGAAGUCAUUGUGGUAAAAAAAGGAAGAGUUCUGACCUUUUCAUGCUGGUAGCUGGGGCUGUUUGUCUAAAUCUGAGUCGAGAGAGAGAGAAAGAACCCUGAAAGUUACAUGGCUGAGCUGGUUUCUCAGCAGAAUUCAUGGAGCGGCCCUCUCUCCAUUCUCUCCCUCUGUUGCAGCCAGACAGAAUGGACAGAGGAGCCUGGUCUCUAGGCUGCAGCUGUUAGCAAGGGAAGAUGAUGAAAGCAGGAUGAAACCUUCCGCUGAAAAUCAUCAAACAUUAUUUUUCGCACUGCUUCAUUUUGAAAUUCAACCCAUGGAAUAGCUGGGUAGAAUUGGUACGCAAUUGGUAGUGCAAUGCCAUUGUUGUUACAGCCAUUUCAUCUCUUCUCCUGACCCUAGGUGAUGACUGAUCCAGCCAGUCGAAGCGGAUCGGUCUGGUGA
Molecule: messenger RNA, 3676 nt
Organism: Podarcis lilfordi (Lilford's wall lizard)
Lineage: Eukaryota; Metazoa; Chordata; Lepidosauria; Squamata; Lacertidae
Source: the annotation of a GenBank genome assembly